Molecule: messenger RNA, 1431 nt
Organism: Rhinichthys klamathensis goyatoka
Lineage: Eukaryota; Metazoa; Chordata; Actinopteri; Cypriniformes; Leuciscidae
Product: zona pellucida sperm-binding protein 4-like
Exons: 8
Coding region: 28-1416 (462 amino acids)
Biological process (GO): prevention of polyspermy; binding of sperm to zona pellucida
Cellular component (GO): egg coat
Molecular function (GO): structural constituent of egg coat; acrosin binding
Source: RefSeq, a predicted model, not a curated record
CUCAACAGUGUGACUAGCUGUUGAACAAUGGCAGGAAGUUGGUGUGUUGUUCAGUCUCUGGCACUUUGUGUUUGGUUCUGUGCUUUCUGCCAUGCCGUUCCAAAGUGGAGUAAUCUGCCCCAAAGUCCUCAAGCUCUGAUGUUCCAGCAAACUGACCAGCGGUUUCCUCAGUCAGUUCAAUGGCAAGCUAGUCAACAGUUUUCUAAGCCAGUUCAACAUCAAGCUAGUCAACAGUUUCCUCAGUCAGUUCAACGGCAAGCUAAUCAACAGUAUCCUAAGCCAGUUCAACAGCAAGCUAGUCAACAGUUUUCUAAGCCAGUUCAACAGCAAGCUAGUCAGCAGUAUCCUCAGUCACAAGCUAGUCAACAGUAUCCUCAGCAGUUUCAGCCUAAACAGCCAGUGGCACAGGCAGAGCCCCUUGACAAAUGUGCUGUAGCUGAUUAUGAGCAGAUCCAAUGUGGACCACCUGGUAUCAGUGGUGCUGAGUGUGCAGCUAUUAACUGCUGCUUUAACGGACAGCAGUGUUACUAUGGGAAGGCCGUCACUGUCCAGUGUAUAAGAGAUGGUCAGUUUGUGGUAGUGGUGGCUAGAGAUGUCACGCUGCCUCGUUUGAGCCUGGAUUCAGUCCGUCUCCUGGGUGGAAAUGAUCCAGCUUGCAGUCCUGUGGGAUCCACACCUUUCUUUGCUAUAUACCAGUUCCCUGUCACUGCGUGCGGCACGAGCAUGACAGAGGACAGUGGAUAUGUGGUGUAUGAAAACAGAAUGUCCUCCUCGUAUGAAGUGGGUAUCGGACCACUUGGUUCCAUCACAAGGGACAGCCAUUUUGAGCUUCUCUUCCAGUGUAGGUACUCUGGUACUUCUGUGGAAGCUCUGGUUGUGGAGGUCAACACUGUUCCUCCACCUCCACCAGUAGCUGCUCCUGGACCCCUCAGGGUGGAGCUUAGACUAGCAAAUGGUCAGUGUGUCACCAAAGGCUGUGCAGAAGGGGACGAGGCGUACACUUCCUACUACAGUGAUGCUGAUUAUCCUGUUACAAAAGUCCUGCGGGAGCCUGUGUAUGUUGAGGUGCACGUUUUGGAGAGGACCGACCCCAACAUUGUCCUGAUGCUGGGACAUUGCUGGGCGACAUCAACCCCCAGUCCACUCAGUCUACCCCAAUGGGACCUUCUGGUUGAUGGAUGCCCUUACCAGGAUGAUCGUUACCUGACCACAUUGGUUCCAGUGACUGGAUCGUCUGGUCUUCAGUUCCCAACCCACUACAAGCGCUUUAUUGUGAAGAUGUUCACAUUUGUUGAUCCAUCAUCACUGGCUCCUCUGCAGGAAACCAUCUUCAUCCACUGUAGUACAGCAGUGUGCCAUCCCUCUUCUGGCUCCUGUGAGCAAAGCUGCACUAGGAAAAGUGAGUGCUUGCUGUAAACCGACUUGGGAACU